AAGUUGACAGCUCUGUGGCUGAGCUGCCAUAUGUGUAAUCCCUUCUCGAGAAUGUGGUGUUGUGUGCUUCUGACUCUGCAGACAGUAUGUAUAAAGGACCUGUCAAACGCACUGUGCUUUCUUUACAAAGAAAAGGGGGUGGUAAAGCAGCUCUGGUAAGGGUGGUGCAUCGGUCACACUCUCUCUCACACACAUACUGUAUGCCCUGACACUCACAAAAACUUCCUGACACUCACACCACCCUGACUUCCUUCUCUGUGGAAUGUUUUUACCUGAUCCAUCAGAAGCGAAGUUGGCGUCUCAGGUUCCCUCUAACUCUACCAUGUCCGACAAGCUGGAAACCCUGUCCAUCAAAUUUACCCUGUUGUCCAUCUAUAGCCUGGUCCUGGUCAUUGGGGUCAUCGGGUUGGCCCUGAUGAUCCACAUCCUCCAAUCCAACAUGCGGUCAGUCAUCACCAUCGCUAUGCUCAACCUCACCCUGGCCCACUUCCUGUUCCUACUCACCGUACCCUUCAGGAUCUACUACUUUGCAGCUGGUUACUGGAUGUUGGGGGAGAUGCUGUGUAAGGUGGUCAGUGCCAUGAUCCACGUGCACAUGUACAUGGCUUUUGUUUUCUACGUGGUCAUCCUCGUCAUACGACUGCUGGGGUUCCAUAGCAAGAAGGAUCGCUACGAGUUCUACAGGAAGUUGCAUGCUUUUGGCGCCAGUGUGGCAGUGUGGACAGUGAUGUUUGUGGUCAUCCCCCCCAUCCUUUAUUUCAAAUACGGCAAGGACUUCCACGAUAACACCACCAACAACAAGACAAACACAAUGUCCGACAAUUACUCCCACUGUUUCCAGUUCGGCAACCACCUGGAAAAACACAAUGUUGCCAAGGUGCUGAACUACAUGAUGAGCUCUGUGAUCAUCAUUGUGGCCUGUGUGCUGACGGCACUGCAGUGUCAUGUCAUGGUCCUUCUGACCAGGAAGUAUGGGCGAGACUGCAUGUCUCACCAGGAGUUCUGGGCUCAGCUGAAGAGCCUGUGUUUUGCUUUGGUGCUGCUGGUGUGUUUUGUCCCCUAUCACGUGUUCAGGAUGUACUACCUGGGACACAUUAACCUGCAGAACAUUAACGAGGUAUUCCUCAGUCUCACGGCCUUCAGCUGUUUCGACAUGCUUACCUUCCUAAGGAGGGGACACUGCUAUAUGUGUAACAGAGCACGGACUGUGUGACCUCUUCUCACACAAACUCAGAGCCGAAACCUUGCUGUAAGAGCGUUUCCUUUUUAAACAGUACUUUAGCGCCAUCUGCUGCUUAUUCAUAUAGCUACACAAGAGAGUAUGUCUACUAUAGACUUCACUAUAAUUUAUUUAUAAUCUUAUUGGAAUUUAAAAUAACUUCUGCCAAUGAUGUUUCUCUCUAUAUGCCGAUUUCACUGUUUGCUCAAACUAUUUGUAAGGGCGAGAUCUGGCUACAUGGUCCACAUAUUGUUAAAAAUAAAUGCAUUGCUAAAAUGUUA
Oncorhynchus kisutch (coho salmon) is the source of this 1500-nucleotide messenger RNA. It is a transcript of the gene gpr141, whose product is annotated as G protein-coupled receptor 141. Gene Ontology annotation, biological process: G protein-coupled receptor signaling pathway. Gene Ontology annotation, cellular component: membrane. Gene Ontology annotation, molecular function: G protein-coupled receptor activity; oxysterol binding. The transcript has 3 exons. The coding region runs from base 263 to 1213 and encodes 316 amino acids. The record is from RefSeq and is a predicted model, not a curated record. Lineage: Eukaryota; Metazoa; Chordata; Actinopteri; Salmoniformes; Salmonidae.